Messenger RNA from Vitrella brassicaformis, 2492 nucleotides. NCBI's taxonomy places the organism in Eukaryota, Vitrellaceae. The record is from the annotation of a GenBank genome assembly.
CCGCGUGCGUUAUGCAGGUGAGCAUCCGUCCGUGUACGUACGGGCUGCCAGACCCGAAUGGCUGCUGCCAGUGGCUACGAGCUAAGCAACCUUGCCCCACACCAUCCAUCCCACACCACAGCACACCCCAUGGCAAACCCCUCUUCACAAUGGUCCUCCCCAGUAGGUGAAUGAAUUCACACCUGUGUCAUCUCUCUCUCUCAUCUGAGUGUACGUGUGUGUGUUGUGUGUUGUGUGUGUGUGUGUGUGGCUGCAGCAGGCUACUCAGGCGACGCAAAACAUGGCAUGGAAUGGAUAGAAUCUGUGGACGGAAUGGAUGGAUGGAUGGAUCAAGGAAUGGAUGUAACGUAACCGACUCACAACAAUCCCCUGCCCCCGACUGACAACAAACGAUUGGCCUGCCUAGCUACCCACUCACUCACUCACUCACUGCAUAUGUAUGUGCGAUACCACCCAUACCAUCCCCCCGCUCGGCCUCUCUCCCCUACGCCAUACAUCCCCCCGCCCCGCCCGCCACCCCAGGAAGUACGUGCCCUAUCUAUCCACUGCAGUCAUUGCAUGUGUGUCUGUGUCGGUGAUCAUCAGAUGAGGUCGGUCAUGGUCAGUAGAGCAGCUCCAUUUGUUCGUCCCUGACGGCAGCAUCGAGGUCGAUGGCGGUGCAGUUCUGCACGGCAUACAGCAGCCUGGACCGGAGGAUCUCGGGGGAGCUGUAGGUCGGCAGCACCAGCCGGAAGCCGCACGUGGCGCUCGUCGGGAGGCGGUUGUCGCGCACCUGGAUGUCAUUCACAUACGCAGGCAGACACACACGUAGGUCGGUCAUUGCAUUGGGGCGGCACAUUGCGUCGCGUCGCGUGUGUAUGGUAGGUAGGUACUGACUUCGUGUGACUCGAGGUCGACGCUGAGGCGCCAGUCGUUGCGGGAUGUGGGCAGACGAGACCGACCCGACACAAACCUGAUUGAUUGACACAGAAUACAUACAAAGAUCUUCUUGCUUGCGUGAGGGUGUCUGUCUGUCUGUCUAGUGUACCUGAGGAAGUUCUGCAGUUGUUCGUUGGUGAACGUGUGGAGUAUGUCGAAGAGCCGCUGCUUGAGACCGGGGUCAGACGAAAUGGUGUGGCUCUGCAGCACCUGCAGGUCGAUCCGGCCCUCACCGCAAACCAGCUGCUCCAGCUGACAAGGCGAAUACAGCAGCCGCAGCCGGCCCAGGGGCAGCACCGACCCUACACCUUGCAACAACCGCUGCAGCCCCUUCUGCCCCUCCUGCAGACGACACUUCUCCGACAGGGAGAUGAACAGCGGCAGGUUGGCGCUCGUCACCGGCACGUCGGCGCCGCCCUCGAUGAGCUCGAAGGCCACGCCGGUGCUGUCCUCCGUCUGGAAAGUCAGGUCGCCCAGCGAUAAACGCACCUGACAAACAGAGAGAACACAUAUGCAGACGGGCAUUCUCUGUCUGCCUUGUAUGUCCAUGUGUCUGUCUGUCUGGUUGGUGGUUACCUGUUCGUCCCACGCUUGAUGUCCCUCAAUGGCGAGUGCCCUCAUCUGCCGCAACAUCUCGACAGCCACACUGUCGGCGUCAUUAAGGUCCUGGCAUGGCAUGGCAUGCAUGAGGGACAAAACCACAAUGAAUGUCCAUCCCAUCCGAUGGCCAUCCGUCCAUCCCGUCCGUGUGUCUGUGUGUAGGUGCAUCCGUCCGUCAGUCACCUGUAGUGAUAUGGGCAUGGCCGUGAGCUUCUUCCAUAUGAGGGGGUUGAGUGUGAGGUUCAGCGGCGAGGCUAUCGUCAUGACCAUACCCAUGAACCGCCCCAGCGCCUCAAGCAUCCUGAGCUCCGCCUUCACGCGCUGAUCCGCACCAGACAGGCCCUCCUCGCCCUCCCCAAUGUCGCCAGCCGAGCCCCCCCUCUGGCCAGACUCCGAUGGCGGGUCCCGCCUGUGUGGUGGGUGGGAUGGGGUGACCUCUCGGUCUCUGGGUGCUGCCCUGCGUGGCUGCUGCCACCGCAGACCCGCCUGUGCUGCGUCAUUAAUGGUGAAUGGGUCUUCGUGGAGCGCCGACGUGUGUGUGGGGUCUGGGUAUCCGUAGCUGAAGUGGUCGUCGGUCACUCCGGGCCGGUUGGGGUGGCGACGGGGGGACGGGCUGCGGGCGCGGCGGUCGCGGGAUUGGAGGGAAUCGUCACUGAGAGACACAGAAUACAGAGAAAAGAGGAAGCAAGCCAUCACAUCAUGUAUGUGUCGUCAGAUCCGUUCAAGGACUGACAUACCGUCCGAUAGAUCCAGCAGUCCCCCUUGGAGACGAGAACGACCUGGGCCGGCCCCCAGCGGCAGCAGCGGCUCCCAUGCCGGUGGUGUCGUCGUCCCCCUCCUUGCCCUCAUCGUCCUUGUCGCUCCGCAGCGACGACCGAUCAGCGCCUCUCGGUGGCUGGGGGGGCGGAGGGGGACCGGGGCCAUCGUCCUCCAUGGGUCGCGCGCUAAGCUCCAGGGCCAUGCGCAGGUCGCGG